Molecule: messenger RNA, 2279 nt
Organism: Dimorphilus gyrociliatus
Lineage: Eukaryota; Metazoa; Annelida; Polychaeta; Dinophilidae
Source: the annotation of a GenBank genome assembly
GCAAAAAUUGGAAGGAUAUUUGUAAUCAGCUAAAAAAUAUCAUAGCAUCUUAGAACUACCUAUUUCUCCGUACAUGAAUAGUAUACUAAGCCUAAAAUGGCCUGUGUUGUCUAAGAAUUUUACAAAAUAAGAAUUUAAGUCGUUUCAGUCUGGAACAAUGGAUAAAAAGAGACUUAGAGUAAUAUAAACGUUUACUUAUCUGAAAAUCGCUCAAUGGCCCAGCCCAAAAAUAUUCUAAAAUCAAAAUGAAAGUAUAUAUAGCAGUUUUGAAAGUUUAUUCGACUAUUGUCUUUGAGAAUAAAGAAUUUCAACCCCAGUUUUACGAUAUUUUGAUGCGAGUUCGAAGAAGAAUCGCAAAGGAACUAUUAGCCUUUGAAAAUAAUGCCCGAGAAGACUUAACUGAUGCUGUUUUAAAGCAUGUAUAUCAAGAAAACCAUAAUCAUGAACGAAAAUCGAGAGCAGUGAGAGUUAAACUAAACGAAUCAAAAAUUUUGUUCAUUAUACCUUAUAAUGCCAAUGAAAAAUUGAAUGAAGAUACCACACGUGAUACAAUAUUUUAUAGACUUUCCGACAUGAGAUCGGAAAUCGAAAAUGAGGAUACAGUAGCCUGUUUAAGAGCCAUAUCAAACUGGCUUGGAGAAAAGCAUAAAAUCGAGGGAUAUUUGCAACUCUUCUUUACUAAGCUGGGAAAAAGCAAAGUCAUUGACUCUUAUUAUCCCAAUACUGACACAGAAGUCUAUAAACUAGCAGAAAAAGAUAAAAGCGAUAUUGUUGUUGAAAACUUACUUUUUUCCCAGCGUUCUAAUUUUGUUCCAAAACCAAAUAUGGUGGUUAUUAACGAACAUUGGCUCAAGGACAGAUCAAAUGGUCCAAAAUCACUACUACUAAGUUCAGCCCCUAGAAGCCUUGACUCGGAUUGGUUGAUCCAAUAUCCUCUACACAAGUAUGCAGCUGAGGGAGAUGUCGGCGGUUUAAAAGCAUUAAUUGCCACUAAUGAAUAUUCUAUUAUGCAAUACGAUUCCGAAGGACUUUUACCUAUUCAUUAUGCUUCUUGCUACGGACAAAUGGCGGCUUUUUCUUAUUUAUUAAAUGAUUGCAAGUGCCCUCCAAAUGUAACAACUAAAAAUGAGUCAACUUUAUUGCAUUAUGCCGCAUCAAAUGGCCAUAGUAUGAUUAUUGAAUUGCUACUAAAUCAUCCAGAAGUCGAUGCUUAUAAAAUGGAUAAACGAGAGAAAACCGCUCUUGAUCUUUGCUCCAAUUCUCCCCUUCCAACCGCUCAAAAGUGUGCAGAACUUCUUAGGAAAGCUAUGAAAAAACCAGCACCUAAAAUCCAAAUUAACUUAACCGAUGGAACAUUUAGAAUGUUACCAAUGACUUCUGGCUCCAAUACAACUGUAGAAGACCUAAAUAAACAAAUGAUUCGCGAAUUAAAUAUAUCAGAAGAGUGUGGAUCUUUAUUUACAGUUUGGAUUUGUUCACCCAGUUUACAGUUGCAGUUGAAAAAAGAUCAUAAACCUAUUCAACAUUUAAACGACUGGAAGAGAAGAAUUGUAUCCAUAUUGACCGACUCGAAACCAGUUAACGAAGAACCACAACUCUGGUGGAGAAAGGAUGUUGUUAAGUCAAUAGAAUAUGAACGGAAAACCUUAGAAGAGCAUAUGGAUAAAACAGUCACUGAACUAAUUUUCUCUGAGGCUUAUUAUAAUUAUAUAAAUUCAUUUUAUCCUUGCUCUGAGCAAGAUUCUGUUAUACUAGGAGGUUUGUAUCUGUAUCUAGCAAAGGGUCCAUACGAAUCAAAGGCUUCUAAGCAAUUUUUUCAAAAUGAAAGAAAUCUACAGACGCUUGUUCCGUCUAUUAAUCUUGUUAAAAAGAAUGUCAAUUGGGUUGCAAGAAUUCAAGAACAAUAUAAAGUCUAUACAAAAAGUAUGCAUGGGAAAGAUAGAUCACCAAUUAUCGUUCAAAUGCAUUUCCUUACCUUUUGCUGGAAUUUAAUUGUUUAUGGAUCGGCUUUUUUCACUGGAUUUCUUAACAUAAGGUCAUCAAAAUUUCCAGUAAAAGUAACAAUUGGUGUCAAUGACGUGGGUACACACAUUUUACAAUUUCAGAACAAGACAUUACUUCAUAGCUUCCUCUAUAAAGAUAUUACAUGGAAACAUAAAAAAGAAACCCCUUAUAUCGAAAUAACAAAAAAAGAAAAGUUAUCAUCGCCCUUCACAGUGUUAAGCAAACAAGCGGCCCUUAUUCAUCACCUAAUGAAUAAAAUGUCUGAAUCGAAAUAA